AUGGCGCUCAAAUCGGAAGAAGAACGUUUGAAGGAGAUGGAAGCGGAGAUGGCUCUGUUUGAGCAAGAGGUUCUUGGUGGCCCAUUGCCACUAUCAGGAAAUCCUCCUGUCAUGGAGGCUCUACCUGUAGCUGUGACUGUCACAACGAUACCAGUCGUACGACCAGUUAUUGGCACCAACACCUUCAGACAGGUCCAGCAAACACUCGACGCCAGAGGUAAUUUUGUUGGCCCACCACCGACCUUUGUUGGACCAGUCCCCCCAGUGCGUGCGCCCCCUCCUCCGAUGAUGAGGCCAGCCUUCGUUCCCCAUAUUUUACAAAGACCAAGUGGUCCGAGGCUCCACAUUCUUCGUGCCCCACCUGUCGCCCCUCCUUUGCCGCGGCCUCCCCCACCUCCGCCCAUGAUGGGUUCGCCUCCCACGCAAGGCCAGGCACCUCAGGGGCUUUCGCCGCCCAUCCAGCACAUGACCACCGCACCUCCGGUCAGUGACGUGUCCUCAGCUUCCUCCCCAUCGGCAAGAACAGCCGUUUCGACAUCCGUCAAGCCUCCGCCAGUCUUCCAAGGAUCGCCGACCGUUUACUCGGCACCCCCCGUCACAGUCGUGUCCCGAAAAAGCGACGUUACAUCUCAGCGGCAAGCAAGAAUGGAGGAGCUGGCGGCUCGGGUUGCCCAGCAACAGGCCGUUGUGAUGGCGGCGGGGCUGCUGGAGAAGAGUGAGAGCGAUGACGGCGGCGUCAUCGGACCAAGCAUGCCUGAGCCGGAACCCGUGCGCCACGAGCAUGCGGAAAGUUCCUCGGAAGACAAAAAGGGGAAGCCGAAGACUGAGAAAGUAAGGAAGUGUAUCCGAACGGCAGCAGGGACGUCCUGGGAGGACGCCAGCCUGUUAGAAUGGGAGCCCGACGACUUCCGAAUCUUCUGCGGGGACCUCGGCAACGAGGUCAACGAUGACAUACUGGCCAGAGCCUUCAGCAGGUAUCCAUCAUUCCUCAAAGCUAAGGUGGUGAGAGACAAGCGCACGGGAAAGACAAAAGGCUACGGCUUUGUCAGCUUCAAAGAUCCGAACGAUUAUGUGCGAGCCAUGAGAGAGAUGAACGGAAAAUACGUCGGCAGUCGUCCCAUCAAACUGAGAAAAAGCAUGUGGAAGGAUCGCAACAUGGAGGUUGUUCGAAAGAAGCAGAGAGAAAAGAAAAAGCUGGGCCUUAGAUAG
This is a messenger RNA of Nerophis lumbriciformis (worm pipefish), 1209 nucleotides long. The record is from RefSeq and is a predicted model, not a curated record. NCBI's taxonomy places the organism in Eukaryota, Metazoa, Chordata, Actinopteri, Syngnathiformes, Syngnathidae.